This is a messenger RNA of Physcomitrium patens, 902 nucleotides long. RefSeq names its product large ribosomal subunit protein uL13. Gene Ontology annotation, molecular function: structural constituent of ribosome; mRNA binding. Gene Ontology annotation, cellular component: ribosome; cytosolic large ribosomal subunit. Gene Ontology annotation, biological process: translation; negative regulation of translation. Lineage: Eukaryota; Viridiplantae; Streptophyta; Bryopsida; Funariales; Funariaceae. The record is from RefSeq and is a predicted model, not a curated record.
AGCGAGUGGGGGUUGAAGGGGCGGCUGAGACCUCAGGAGUACCUCUUUCGCUGUCAGAGCUCCAUCCUCGAUUCGGCUCUCGUCGCAGCAGCAGCACCGCAACGCAACAAUGGUUUCCGGUUCAGGGCUCUGUGCCAAGGUGGUGGUGGUUGACGCUCGUCACCAUAUGCUCGGCCGAUUGGCUUCCAUUCUCGCGAAAGAGCUUCUCAAUGGCCAGAAAAUCGUCGUUGUUCGCUGCGAGGAGAUCUGCUUGUCAGGUGGCCUUGUGAGGCAGAAGAUGAAAUACCUUAGGUUUUUGAGGAAGAGGAUGAACACCAAGCCCAGCAAGGGUCCCAUUCAUUUCCGGUCCCCAGCACGCAUCUUAUGGAGGACCAUCCGUGGAAUGAUCCCACACAAGACCAAGAGGGGCGCUGCUGCCCUUGAGCGCUUAAAAGCAUUCGAAGGUGUCCCUGCACCUUAUGAUAAGAUGAAGAGGAUGGUUAUUCCAGACGCUCUGAAAGUAUUGAGACUGCAACCUGGACACAAAUUCUGUUUGUUGGGCCGUUUGUCAGAGGAGGUCGGGUGGCACCAUUACGACACGAUCAAGGAGCUUGAGGAGAAGAGGAAGGCCAAGUCCAAGGUGUUCUAUGAACGCAAGAAGCAGCUUAUCCAGUUGCGUCUUAAGGCUGCCAAGAGUGUUGAGGAGCAGCUUGCCCCCCUGCAAGAGACUUUGGCACCUAUCACUUACACCUCUUAGAUUUUUACAGAAUGAGUUGUUUCCUGGGUAUGGCUCUUUGUGGCUCCUUAAUCGCAUGGACGCCGUUUGACGGGAAUAAGAUUGAAUCGAUAUACUCGUUCGGAAUGUGUGUGAAUGGAUGGCACCUUUGAUCGAAAUAUUCCCUGCUAAAUCGCAUUUAGUAGCA